Messenger RNA from Microthlaspi erraticum, 2808 nucleotides. The record is from the annotation of a GenBank genome assembly. Lineage: Eukaryota; Viridiplantae; Streptophyta; Magnoliopsida; Brassicales; Brassicaceae.
AUGUUGGUUGUUUCAUUUUGGUAUCAGAGCCUAGACGGUUUUAGGACUGUUAGAAUUGCUAGGCUUAGUAUCAUCCCCUUCAGCUACAAGAGAUUCCGCGCUAGAGGUUGUGGCGCGAGAGGGCGCGGUGCUGAGGCCGUGGUGGCAGAGCUAGAGGCCGUGGAGGCCGGGGCCGAGAUUGUGGACUUCGGCGGAUUCGGGAGAGAGUGUGGUGCCGAGUGUGGCGACUGCGUCGGUGACCCAGUCGUUAUUGGCUCGUUUUCCGCCAGUGGUUCCACAAGGGGCUCCGGGAGUACCUCCAGUGGCAGAGGUGCAGCAGAGGGCUGCGGGUUUGUUCAGCCGCAGGCUGUGGGUUUGAUGGUGCCGUCCUAUUUGGAUAUGAUGGGGCACAUGCAGAGGAUUGUGGGCGGUUUUGAGUCCCACGUUUUAUUCGACUCUGGAGCAUCGAAUUGCUUCAUUACACCGGAGCGUGCCGAGAAGAGUGGCAUCCGGAGUAGCGCGGGCGAGAGCGCGGGCAUGGUCAAGGUGGCGGGAGGUGGAUUCUUGUCUACUUUGGGCCGUGCUAGAGGAGUCGAGAUCGAGAUUGCGGGGCAGUCAAUGCCAGCAGACUUAGUCAUCAGUCCGGUGGAGCUGUAUGACGUUAUUCUCGGGAUGGACUGGUUGUCACACUACAGAGUUCAUCUGGAUUGCUACAGAGGUAGAGUGGUCUUCGAGCGAGAUGCAGGGAGGUUGGUUUAUCAGGGAGUGAGACCGACUUCCGGGAGUAUUGUGAUAUCUGCUAUUCAGGCCGAGCAGUUGUUAGAGCGGGGCUGUGAGGCGUAUCUGGCGACGAUUUCUAUGUCUGAGUCAGGAGCUGGAGUUGUUAUGGGAGAUAUUGAGGUUGUCCAGGAUUUUGAGGAUGUCUUUCAGUCACUGAAGGGAUUACCACCAUCUCGGUCUGAUCCUUUCACGAUUGAGUUAGAGCCGGGGACAGCACCGAUAUCGAAGACGCCUUACAGGAUGGCGCCAGCUGAGUUGGCAGAGCUGAAGAAGCAGAUAGAGGACCUUUUGUCUAAGGGGUUCAUUCGACCGAGUGUUUCACCGUGGGGAGCACCGGUGUUGUUUGUGAAGAAGAAGGAUGGAGUUUCAGACUUUGUAUCGAUUACAGAGAUUGACUUGGCAUCGGGGUAUCAUCAGAUCCCGAUAGAUGAGGCAGAUGUCAGGAAGACUGCUUUCAGGACGCGUUAUGGGCAUUUUGAGUUUGUGGUUAUGCCUUUCGGUUUGACUAACGCGCCGGCAGCCUUCAUGAGAUUGAUGAACGACGAGGAGCAUGCGACUCACUUGAGGUUGGUUCUGGAGAAGCUUCGGGAGCAGAAGCUUUUUGCUAAGUUGAGCAAGUGCAGUUUCUGGCAGCGAGAGAUGGGAUUUCUUGGCCACAUUGUUUCUGCAGAGGGAGUUUCUGUGGAUCCGGCUAAGAUUGAGGCUAUCAGAGAUUGGCCUAGACCUAGUAGUGCCACCGAGAUCAGGAGUUUUCUGGCUGAGUGUGAGGAGAGCUUUAGUCAGCUCAAGGAGAUGUUGACUACUACACCAGUGUUGGCGUUACCCGAGCCAGGGAAGCCUUACAUGGUGUAUACAGAUGCUUCAGGCAUUGGUCUUGGUUGUGUGCUGAUGCAGGAGGGCAGAGUGAUAGCAUAUGCUUCGAGACAGUGGCAGGGCAGUGAGCGUAACCGUCCUACACAUGACUUAGAGUUGGGAGCAGUGAUCUUCGCGUUGAAGAUUUGGAGGUCUUACUUGCUAGGUGAGACAGUACAGGUCUUCACGGAUCACAAGAGUUUGCAGCAUAUCUUCACUCAGCCGAUGAUGAACGCGAGACAGACGCGCUGGGUUGAGUUCUUGGCGGACUAUCAGGUGAGCAUUAACUACCAUCCGGGCAAGGCUAACCUAGUGGCGGACGCGUUGAGUAGACGGAGGUAUGAUUCCGCAGUUGAGCGAGAUGUGGAGUCUCUAGUUGGCGAGAUCAGUACCUUGCGUUUGUGUGCCAUUUCGCAGGAGCCUUUGGGUUUAGAGGCAGUGGAUCAGGCGGAUCUACUUAGCAGGAUCAGAGUUGCUCAGCAGAGUGAUCAGAGUUUGCUAGAUGCGACGAGAGUGACUGGUUCUGAGUAUGAGGUCUCUGCGAAUGGGACUAUCUUGGUUCGUGGGCGAGUUUGUGUGCCUAAGGAUGUGGAGUUGAGACAUCAGAUUUUGGGAGAGGCUCACGCGAGCAAGUUUUCCAUUCAUCCGGGAGCGACCAAGAUGUACCAUGACCUCAAGAGGUACUAUCAUUGGGUCGGGAUGAAGAGGGAUGUAGCAGACUGGGUUGCGAAGUGCAACACUUGUGCCUUGGUGAAGGCAGAGCAUCAGGUUCCGGGUGGUCUUUUGCAGAGUUUACCCAUUCCAGAGUGGAAGUGGGACAGGAUUACGAUGGAUUUCGUGGUUGGACUACCUGUUUCGAGGACUUUCGAUGCUAUCUGGGUGAUUGUGGAUCGGUUGACUAAGUCUGCACAUUUCUUGGCCAUCAAGAAGACAGAUGGAGCUGCUGUCUUGGCUAGGAAGUUUGUGCGAGAGAUUGUGAGGCUGCAUGGAGUGCCAGCUAGUAUUGUGUCAGACCGUGAUCCCAGAUUCACUUCAGAGUUUUGGAGGGCGUUUCAGGCAGAGAUGGGCACUAAGGUGCAUCUGAGUACAGCUUAUCAUCCGCAGACAGAUGGUCAGUCAGAGAGGACUAUUCAGACUUUGGAGGAUUUGCUGAGGAUGUUGAUCGCGGGAUCAGGUCUUCCCUUUUCCUAUCCCUGA